AUGUACCUCCAAUUUCAAUCAGCUUCACUAAGUUCCGAGUGUCGAAGCUUUUUCAGGCUCAAACCAGUGCAUGCUGGCAAAGUGAACCUAUUUGAUCCCAUGAUGCUACUGAUCCGCUUUUUUCCCAUUUAUUUAACACAGGCCGCUGAAUGGAAUUUGGAAGGCUUGCCAAACGACGAUCUAUCCAUCCAGAACGCUAUCAUUGUCACCACAGCCUCGCGGUAUCCUUUGCUGAUAGACCCGCAGAGUCAGGGCAAAAGUUGGAUAAAGAAUCACGAGGCUGCCUACGAUCUCAUGACAACCACUUUUAACAAGAAGAAUUUCCGUAAUCGAAUGGAGGAUGCACUUUCUCUCGGGAAACCUUUGUUGAUCGAAGACUGUGGCGAAGAAUUGGACCCUUCGAUAGGCGAUGUACUGGACAAAAACUUCCUCAAGUCGGGCACUGGCCUGAAGGUGAAGGUUGGUGACAAAGAGGUGGAUCUAAUGAAGGGCUUCCGACUCUAUAUUACAACAAAGCUUCCGAAUCCCAUCUACACACCAGAAAUAUCAGCUCAAACCUCGAUUAUCGACUUCACUGUCACCAGCAAAGGUCUUGAAGAUCAGCUUUUGUCACGCGAAUUGGAGCUGCAACGAAUAAAUCUGAUGUCCAGCAUGACUGCGAAUAAACAGCGUAUUCUAGAGCUGGAGGACAGUCUGUUAAAGCGAUUGGCCAACACUCAAGGAUCGCUGGUUGACGAUCAAGGUCUGGUUGACGUGUUGCAGAUCACAAAACAAACAGCUGUUGAGGUUGCCCAACAGAUUGCAUUGGCUCAGGACACUGAGGCCGAGAUCACAGCGGCCCGCGAAGAGUAUCGGCCGAUUGCAGCACGUGGUUCCUUGCUGUAUUUUCUGAUCAGUGAACUGUCCGGAGUCAAUCCCAUGUACCACACUGGUCUUGUCCAAUUCCUUCAUCUCUUUGAUCUGUCCAUGGCUCGCUCAGAGGCCUGUCCGGUAACCUCGAGACGAAUCAGCAGCAUUAUUCAGUACAUGACACGCUCAAUUUGGGCAUUCUCGGUCCGUGGGAUGUACAAAAUGGAUCGCACACUAACUACUCUAAUGCUGGCGCUUCGCAUAGACCUACACCGCAAAGCGAUCCGUCACGAGGAGUUUCUUGUUUUUCUACAGGUAGAUUUCUCUUACUAUCGAAAUUUGGUUUUGUUUACUUCUGGCUUGACCCGGUUUUACCAACUUGAUCGGAGCUACAGGAAGACAUUGUGGAUCGUAUCAAGUUCUGCGUCCUCUGCCGUAAAAUUCAUGGAGAUUUCCAGCAUACGACGGUUGACUUUGUAG
This is a messenger RNA of Protopolystoma xenopodis, 1329 nucleotides long. The record is from the annotation of a GenBank genome assembly. Lineage: Eukaryota; Metazoa; Platyhelminthes; Monogenea; Polystomatidea; Polystomatidae.